CCGUCCUGACUGGCUCGACACGGGUGUCGUCGACGUCGUCGCAGCACCCAGUGCGGUGUGCUCGUGACACAGCUCGGUCCAUCAGCAUCCUAGCAUUCCCAGAGCUUUCGCUUUCCCGUCGGAACAGAUUAUCACGUUCCAACUCUUCUUGUACUCUUUUUGUUUUUCCGGCAGUGCUUCUUUACCAACCCUUCCCCGUCUACUGCGCCCGACUCGGGUCUCACACCCACGCUGGAAACCGUUGCUGAACUUAGCCCUAGACAUGCCAGGGUACAUCGUCGGAACACACAUCGUCGACCCCCGCAUCCUGUCCGAACAGGUCGGUGGUGGUCCUGUAGAUCCAGAUCCUUUCCCUUCUCCUGCACGUUCGGAUCCUCGUGACCAGCAGCCACGUUCCGAAUAUCUGGCAACCACCGUCGGCUUGCCCAUACAUCUUGGACGUCCUUCUCGCACCACCCUUCCCACUAGUAUUGCUCCUCCCUCUCCCGAUUCCCACUCUGUACACAGUAGUAACAUGUCCCGUGCCAAUGCCCAUCCAUACAAUGAUGGCAUCAGCAUCUAUUCUGAUCUUGAAAGUUUUACCUUUGGAGAGGCUCGUUCGUCACUCAACGUGGCCGGGCACGACGCCGUCAGCCCGCUCACACCCGUCGUUCGUCCCUCGGGUUCCGAUCAGACAUCUGGUCCCCUUUUGUCUGCCCAGUUCGUGUCCCCCUCUCUCCAAACCGUCUGCAGUCAUCCUUCGCAGGGUGCGGGACGCCCAGUUCCACUCCCUUCUACGUCGUCCCCUCACCUCGUCUCCCCUUGGAGUAUGUCGAGGGACACAUCCUCCGACAGACAUGACCAUUCUGUCGCUGGGAUAACCGGAGAAGGCCAUGAACGUCCCGCCGCAGCCGCCGAUCGUGAGUUCCGUCCAUCCCACCCACGUCGCGGCAGAGUCAUUCCCGAUGAUGCUUCCCAGCACACCUUUGGGCACGGUGUGCGUCAUCAUGGGAUUGCUUCUUCUUCUUCUUCUAUAUCUGUCGCCAGCUCUCGCUCUAGCUCCUGCGCGAGCUUCCGGUCAGAGCUUCUCAGCAGCGACGACGAGCUAGAAGUUGGUGAUCUCGGCGGGGACAGCUCUCCAGUCACAUUCGCUAGAGAUUACCCCUUGGCUGACAUCGAUGAAGACGCCGACCUCGCCGAUCUUAUGCCUUGGUACUCCCGCCCCAUCACCGAAGACAGGAGGGGCAGUCUCCCCAUGGACAUUCCUUCAGCUCCCCAGGAAGGCGCUAGUCGCAGCCGCGAGAGUAGCAUCCUUACGCUUCGCAGACCCAGUCGUAGCCUGGACGACGAGUACUGCUCUCAUAUUUCUGCUCCCCAGGACCCGUCCGCCAUCUCUCCAAAGUCGGAACCGCACUCUCGUGCAGACUGGCGCUCUCUGGAAGCUCAGAUCCAGGCUCAGGUGCAGGCUGAAUCCCAUGCGACACAGUCGUCUACAUCAACGUCGCAGCCCCCAGCGGACUUCUACAGUAAUUUCGGCCUGGACAUCCAGUAUAUCCUACAACCCAAACAUUCUGAAGGCAGCAUACGUUCAUUCCGCUCCUCUGCACAGUACUCUUUCUUACGACCGUUAUCUGGGGCGCAAUCUUCCGAGGCGUCCUCAUCGAAAGUCACUGCUAUCGCUCCAUUCGCUGUGGGUGCUCGACGGACGAGCACGGCAACACUACAGACUGUCCAUAGUAACGAAGACCCCUUCUUCAGACACAUUCGGAUAAACGACAAAGGGUUUGACAUCAUGGAGAACCAAUGGUUGUAUCAAUGUCGGGAUGUGGACUUCCCAAAGAAGAGGGAGAGGCAAGGUCGACGGUCCUCAAACACACCACUGCCUCCACUACCCCCGUUAAACACGGAACUGCGGAAGUGUACGAAGACGAUGGCCGUCGGACAACGUGAACACUGGUGGUGUCCCAAUACCGGAUUCUUCAGGGUGGACAGAUCGGUCCUAAAGCCGCGUUCUCCUGAUGGUUCCGAGGCAGUACAUCACCGACUGAACAUACGCCAUGUCAAGGACCCCCACUCCAAGGCCAGUAGUGCGGGUCCCACUUCGCUGGUGCACAAGCACUCGCGGGUGACAGGAUUCUCGAUCUUCCGUUUGUUUGCACUGAACGCCGUGAAUGGCCCGCAACAUACACGUCUUAAUAUGCGAGACGGUGUCUUACUUGCGCCGAGGAAGGUACAGGAGCACUUCACGAGCACGAAAACGACGCAACGACUCGCCACACAUGGUUUACUGGAUGACGAGCUGCGCGGCUCGAGGGGCAGUCGCAGGGGUACACAAGGCUUAUCGUUCCGGGACUCGCAUAAGCGACGUGCGCGUGAGGCCAAAUCAGGGACAACCAAGGGCAAAGAGAAAAAGACCACCAAGGGAAAGAGCAGCAAUAGCGGUGGUACUAUUCCCAAGCAAGAGACUAGCACAGGCAGCCAGGAUUUGGCUACAAGUAGUACUGGGAGCACGAGUGAACAUGCUGCGUCUGCACCGGUCGUCUCCUCGUCGCAUACCCAGCCGUCACCAAGAAUUGGUCCUGCAGUGGGUCAUCCACCCUUGCCUGUGCCGCCGGUUCCCCUUGUUGAUUCUGUCCAGACCACAGAAAAUGCGACGAGUAUUGUCCCUUCUUCUCAUCACCGCGAGGGACACAGUGCGGAUUCUGAGGAGGAGCGGAUGCCCACACGCACGCCCCACGCAGAAGCUUUUGGAGCACUCGAUCCAAGCGAUAUCCCGCACUACAUGUCAAAGGCCAAUCGUCCGAAUAGCGACUCCGGACCUUCGUUCCCCACACGUAUCUGGCGUGCGCUACUCGGUACUCCAAGGCCUGAAGGUCCGUCUUCCUCUGUUGGCCUCUACCAGCCCCCAUGGAUAGUCACAGGCGGACGCGAGCAACAAGAGGAGAGUGCCCGAGUCAUUAAUGACCUCACCAACUCCUUCAGAGAUCGAAAGCGUAGCCUAGACGUCCUCGAGCAGAUUCCAGAGGACUGCCUCUACAUGCUCCUUCCUCUUUGGGUUGGCGAGGUCAACCAGUUGGAUGCCGAGACGGACGGGAGUGAAACGUCGGCAACUACACGCGCUCCCUCAGCGACGAUAUUACCUGAGAAUCGGCAUUACCUCCUCGUUUGGUACAUGCCAUGGGAUGAUGAUCCGAAAGCAAAGAAUCCCGAACAGCAAGCACAGACAAGGAAGUCGAAGCACGGGUCACAUACGAGUUCCGACAGUACCCAUGACGCGGAACCUAUGCCUAUAUGCCUUACCUCUUUCCGCGUCAUUGCUCGUGUCGUGCGCUACGAUGACCUUCGUCACUCGGGUGUACGUAUCCCCAGUGUAGGUCUUGCGAUUAGCGGCCCUGCUUGGGAAGCAUUGAACGAUUUCGACCUCAUGAGCGAAUGCCAGGAUCAGAGGUUGACUGAUGCGGUUAUAUGUCAUUGUAGUGGUCGGCAUAAGGGGUUCUCGUUUGAUCCGGAGGGUUUGGCGCGGUUAGGGCUUUGUACGAUGGAAACGGCGGAAGCAACGUCAGACGCGGAUGACCCGAUAUCGAGCUUCUCCCUGACGACCAUUGGUAAAGCUGCCGCCGAGAUGAUCUGGCUGGGCUGCCUCGCUGUGACCAGCUUCGGUCCCUGACAUAGCAUCGUAUCAGGUCCGUCAUCGCACGCGUGGUCUAGGAUCCUACAUACAGUUAGCACUAUUUUACGUUGCAUUGCCAUCCGUUGUACACUGCCAUCUGUAAGGUCGAUACUAAGUCGGUAUCGUACAAACAAUGGAUGAAAAGGGCGGU
Messenger RNA from Pisolithus orientalis, 3800 nucleotides. RefSeq lists its product as uncharacterized. The transcript has 4 exons. The record is from RefSeq and is a predicted model, not a curated record. The coding region runs from base 263 to 3646 and encodes 1127 amino acids. Lineage: Eukaryota; Fungi; Basidiomycota; Agaricomycetes; Boletales; Pisolithaceae.